This is a messenger RNA of Phodopus roborovskii (desert hamster), 4598 nucleotides long. RefSeq names its product scavenger receptor cysteine rich family member with 5 domains (gene Ssc5d). Lineage: Eukaryota; Metazoa; Chordata; Mammalia; Rodentia; Cricetidae. The coding region runs from base 1 to 4539 and encodes 1512 amino acids. The record is from RefSeq and is a predicted model, not a curated record. The transcript has 14 exons. Gene Ontology annotation, cellular component: membrane.
AUGAGGGUCUUGGCCUGCUUCCUUGCAAUACUGGUGGGCAACCAGGCUAUUGAGCGACUACGGCUGGCUGAUGGCCCUCACGGCUGCGCAGGACGCCUGGAGGUCUGGUACAGCGGGCGCUGGGGCACGGUGUGUGAUGACGGAUGGGACCUUCGGGAUGCUGCGGUGGCCUGCCGUGUGUUGGGCUGCGGAGGGGCGCUGGCUGCCCCUGGGGGUGCCUUCUUCGGGGAGGGCACCGGGCCCGUGUGGCUCAGUGAGCUGGCCUGCCGGGGCAAUGAGGGACAGCUGGGUAUCUGUCCCCACCGGGGCUGGAAAGCCCAUAUCUGCUCUCACGAGGAGGACGCCGGCGUGGUCUGUGUAGGUCAGCGUGCAGCUAACUCUAGAGAAGAUUCGACGUCCCUGCUGGAUGGGGACCCGUGGCCGCUACUCUCGGGGGAACUGAGUCCCAGCUCAGAGGAGCCCCCUGUGACUUACACUCCUCAGCCAGCAGUGAGCUCCCAGAAUGGUCCCCGCAAGAAGAACCCCCGGCCACCCAAGCAGGCCAAGUCUACCCGCGCUCCUGUACUGACAAAUGGAGCUCCCCGCCAGGAGCGGCUGCGCCUUGUCUCAGGUCCCCACGGAUGUGCUGGCCGCCUGGAAGUCUGGCACGGUGGACGCUGGGGAACCGUGUGUGAUGAUGGAUGGGACCUCCGAGAUGCAGCCGUGGCCUGUCGGGAGCUGGGAUGUGGGGGAGCGCUGGCCGCCCCUGGGGGUGCCAGAUUCGGACCUGGUACAGGACCGGUGUGGAUGGACGAUGUGGGGUGUGGAGGAGGAGAGCAGGCCCUCCGGGACUGUCCCCGAAGCCCCUGGGGCCGGAGCAACUGUGACCACACCGAGGAUGCAGGACUGGUCUGCACUGGUCCCGCACCCAGGCUGCGCCUCACUGAUGGUCCUCACGGCUGUGCUGGUCGCCUGGAGGUUUGGCAUGGCGGACGCUGGGGGUCGGUGUGUGAUGACGCUUGGGAUCUCCGUGAUGCCGCUGUGGCCUGCAGGGAGCUGGGCUGCGGGGGUGCCCUGGCCGCCCCAGGGGGCGCCUUCUUUGGGGAGGGGGCUGGACCCAUCAUCCUGGAUGAUCUCAGGUGUCGGGGGAAUGAGACAGCCUUGCGAUUCUGCCCUUCGAGGCCCUGGGGCCAGCAUGACUGUCACCAUCGGGAGGAUGCUGGAGCCGUGUGUGAUGGCAUGCCUCUCGGCGAUGUGCAGCCCACAGCCCCUGCAUCGGGCAGCAACACCUCAGCACCCAGGCUUGUGUCUACCUCAGUGGGCCAGACCCCAGCCCCUGCAGGCAGUUGGCCACCUCCUGCUUCUCCCAGUACCCAUCCAGAGCCUGGGCCCGAAGCCGGGUCCCCCCAGUUGCGCCUGGUGGCUGGACCCAGCAGGUGCUCUGGGCGGCUCGAGGUAUGGCAUGAUGGACGCUGGGGGACAGUUUGUGAUGACGGCUGGGACAUGAGAGACUCGGCUGUGGUGUGCCGGGAGCUGGGCUGUGGGGGGCCUCGGCGAGCAGACCCUGAGGCAGGCCGCUUCGGCUGGGGCGCAGGCCCCAUCUGGCUGGAUGAUGUAGGGUGUGUGGGGACGGAGGCUUCGCUCUCAGAAUGCCCUGCUGCUCCGUGGGGGAAGCACAAUUGUGCCCACAAUGAGGAUGUCGGGGUUACGUGCACUGGGACCCCUGGCCUGGAUACCAUCUCAGACCCCUUCAGUUGGAGCUGGCUCCCUGGGCUGGGUAGAGAUCAGGAUGCCUGGCUUCCAGGAGAGCUGGCCACCAAAUCCUCCCCCAGUGUUACCUCCAGUGUGCUAGAGAAAACCACAAGGUCUCCAGGGAAAGCACCCAAGAGUACUAAGAAGUGGGUGCCUAAAAAUGCAAAAAGACCAACCUCUCAACCCCCUGGGAUAGCAACCACUAAACGCUCCAGGGUCCCAGGCACCCCAAGCAUCCUAAACCUAACCCCACGUACCUCUGAGUUACCUAAAAGAUUGACCACGGAGGCCCUCCGAAGACAGACAUCACACACCACUGCAAAGCCGACUCCUAGGGUCCCCUGGGAGUGGACCUCAGAGACUGCAGCAUCACUGUCCACUCACUAUCCCCGAGACAUGACCUCGGAGGCCACCAUCACACAGAUCCCUCAGGCCUCCUUACAGCCAACUGGUGAGAGCCCAGAAGCUUCUCUGGAGUCAUCCCACGAUCCAGCCCCCUCCCCAUCUGCUGGAGCACCAAUGCCAUCAGGUCCUUUCCGGGUUCGUCUGGCUGAUGGGCCCAACAGGUGUGCUGGCCGGCUAGAGGUGUGGCAUGCUGGACAGUGGGGGACAGUCUGUGAUGACAGCUGGGACCUUCGGGAUGCCACAGUGGCCUGCUGGGAGCUGGGCUGUGGAAAGGUCCGGCCCCGAGUAGGCAAAACCCACUACGGCCCAGGGACCGGGCCCAUCUGGUUGGAUGACGUGGGCUGUAGGGGCAAUGAGGCCUCACUGAGUGACUGCCCCUCGGGGACAUGGGGGAAGCACAAUUGUGACCACGAGGAAGACGUGGUGCUCUCCUGCACUGGCUACACAGACGAUGACGAUUAUCCCUCCUGGACCUGGGACCCCACUUGGGGAGAGGACCUGACCAAAGGCACCACUGUGACCGCACGGCCCGGACAUGCGAUUUCCUGGGCCACCACUAGAAACCCGCAAGUCCCCUCUUCAGGAACACAGAGGCUUCCAGACACAGAUGACCAGGGUAGUUAUGAGCGCUCCCGGACAUGGGAUUCACCUGCUCAAAGGGGUGUUCCCAGAGGGACCCCCAGCACAACCAAACCGCGACCCACUGUCACCAGUGGCACCGGCAAGAGUCCAGGCCACCCCUUUCCAGCUCCGAGAGCCCGUGAAGACACAGGUUCCCCAAGGAAGCCAAAACCCGAGCACCGGCUGCUGCGGCCCACGUCAGCCAGGACAGCAUCCACCACCUCAUCCCCAGCUCCCUCCACCUCGCCAGGGCCUUCUGGCUCAAGGCCACAGUUCAUCCCUUACAGGGUCUCAGAGCAGGGGAGGACCACAGGCCCUCCCAAAACAUCUCCACCCACCCCGGGACAACCUCUGACAACCUCUGAUGCCAGUUCUCUUCCCAAAGGGAUCCCCGAGCCCUCUCGCAGCCCAGCAUCCACCUCCUCCCCUAAAGGGCUGAGCUCUGGCUCCUCUGCGCUAUCAGGAGGGACCAGCCUUUCCCCUACCUCAGAGCUGACCCCAGGACCCGACACAACCCCAGAUUUGGGCACAACUCCCAAAAUAGUGCCAGAGAGUUCUGGUUCCUCGGACCUCCCCAUGAGCCCCAGGACCCCCACACAGCCAUUCACAGCCCCUCACUCCACCACCACCCCUGAGCUCACCAUCACCCCGGAGCCCACUACCACCCCUGAGCCUACCACCAUCACCCUGGAGCCCACCACCACCCCAGAACCCACCACCACUCCUGAGCCCACCACCACCCCUGAGCUCACCACCACCCCGGAACCCAACACCACCCCUGAACCUACCACCACCACCCCUGAGCCCACCACCACCUUGGAGCCCACCACCACCCCAGAACCCAACACCACCCCUGAACCUACCACCACCACCCUGGAGCCCACCACCACCCUGGAGCUUACCAUCACCCCUGAGCCCAUCACUACCACCCCAGAGUCCACCAGUACGCGGGAGCCCACCAUCACCACCCCUGAGCCCAUCACCAUCCCUCAACUCACCACAACUUCUCAUCCUUCCAUAACCCCUCAACACACCACAAACCGUCCAUUUCCCAGGACCCCUCACCCCACUACAAUGCCUCAACCUCCCACCAACCUGACUGAUGUUCCCUCCAUCCCCGCCAUCCCUACAAAGUCCUUUCCAUCUUCCCUGGAGACAGACUUUCCCUCACUCACUCCAGAGCCAAAGGUCAAGCCUAGCCUGCACCCGGAGCUGACCUUUGUGAGAGACCCUCCCACAAACACAUCCCACAUGCAGAGCCUAGAGCCCUCUCCAGCCUCUGAGUCUGACCCCUCCAGGCCCUCUCCAGCCCCAAGCAUGGACCCACUGUCCACGGAGGCCUUCAGACCACCCAAAAUCCAGAGUUCCAGGUCAACCUCUCCGUCUAUCCCCGACCUUCACCUCUCCUCUAUGGCCCCCCCAUUGGACCAUCUUACUCAGGGGCCACCCCCCAAUCACAACCCAGGUCCCCUUGGGCCAUGUAUGUCCCCCAUACCCCCGGUAAGGGUCAUGGCUUGUGAGCCACCUGCCUUGGUGGAGCUGGUGGCAGCUGUGAGGAAGGUGGGUGACCAGCUGCAGAGGCUGACUCAGGUCCUGGAACGAGACCGGCAGGAACGCCAAGUCCUGGGGCUGGGCCUGGUCCAGUUGGUAGAGGCUGCCCAGGGCCUGGGGCAGCUGAGUGAGACUGUUAAGAGACUAGCAGAAGCGGCCUGGCCCCCCAGCACACCUGCGCCCACCAUCACCACCACGGAGGAGGAGAGGCCUCUGAGGGGAGAUGUGUGACCCACUCUGAAGUCCGGGUGCUAAAGAUGCUCUCAAGCAAACAAAAAACCAAAGUAUCU